AUGACUCAACUCAACGGUCAGAACCGGCAGCAGGCCACCUACAGCAACGGCCACCGCAAGUUUUUUGAGGAUGUCGGUGUAUGGAAGGAUGCUCCCCUUCUCAAGGGAAGCACCAAGUUCGAGCCUCUGCCUGAUGUCAAGAACAUCAUGAUUACCGGUGGUGCAGGCUUCAUCGCUUGCUGGCUCGUCCGCCAUCUCACUCUCACUUACCCUGAUCACUACAACAUCGUCUCCUUCGACAAGCUGGACUACUGCUCGUCGCUCAACAACACCCGUGUGCUGAACGAGAAGUCCAACUUCACUUUCGUCCACGGCGAUAUUACCAACCCCACCGAAGUCGUCCAGUGCCUGAAGAGGUACAAGAUCGACACCAUCUUCCACUUCGCCGCUCAGUCCCACGUCGAUUUGAGCUUCGGUAACUCUUACGGAUUCACACACGCCAACGUCUACGGUACCCACGUGCUGCUGGAGAGUGCCAAGAGCGUUAACAUCAAGCGCUUCAUCCACAUCUCUACUGACGAGGUCUACGGUGAGGUCAACGAUGAUGACGAUGACCUUCUUGAGACGAGCAUUCUCGCCCCCACCAACCCGUACGCUGCCAGCAAGGCUGCCGCCGAGAUGCUGGUCCAGUCCUACCAGAAGAGCUUUAAGCUUCCCGUCAUUAUCGUCCGUAGCAACAACGUCUACGGGCCCCACCAGUUCCCCGAGAAAAUCAUUCCCAAGUUCUCAUGCUUGCUGAACCGUGGUCAACCUGUUGUCCUCCACGGUGACGGUAGCCCCACCCGCAGGUACUUGUUCGCCGGAGAUGCUGCCGAUGCUUUCGACACCAUCCUUCACAAGGGCCAGAUGGGCCAAAUCUACAACGUUGGCUCAUACGAUGAGAUCUCCAACAUUGAUCUGUGCAGCCAUCUGCUCAAGGAGAUGGGAAUCCCCCACGACACGACGGAGGAGUUCAAGAACUGGGUCAAGUACACCCACGACCGCCCCUUCAACGACCACCGCUACGCUGUCGACGGCACCAAGCUGCGUCAGCUUGGCUGGGACCAGAAGACCAGCUUUGCCGAGGGCCUCAAGAUCACGGUCAACUGGUACCGUCGCUUUGGUGAGGAGUGGUGGGGUGACAUCACCAACGUCCUUACGCCGUUCCCCGUUGUCCAGGGCCUGGACGUGUCCGGCGACCAGGAGCCCAUCAGCAACUCGCCGCCUACGCCCGAGAACAAGAAGAGGAAGACUGUCGACGGUGUCAACGGCAACGGAAACGGCCAUGCCGUCAGGGCCUAG
Molecule: messenger RNA, 1281 nt
Organism: Colletotrichum siamense
Lineage: Eukaryota; Fungi; Ascomycota; Sordariomycetes; Glomerellales; Glomerellaceae
Gene: RHM3
Product: Trifunctional UDP-glucose 4,6-dehydratase/UDP-4-keto-6-deoxy-D-glucose 3,5-epimerase/UDP-4-keto-L-rhamnose-reductase RHM3
Exons: 4
Coding region: 1-1281 (426 amino acids)
Biological process (GO): nucleotide-sugar metabolic process
Molecular function (GO): dTDP-glucose 4,6-dehydratase activity
Source: RefSeq, a predicted model, not a curated record